AAAAAUCCCAAUAAACCAUUAUUAGUAUUCUAAUUUCAUGGAUGAAAGUUGCAGAGCUUUCGCGACUUAAGCAGCUUCAGAAGAUUGAUAUCCAUGACAACACCAUAGAAGUUGGUUCUCAUCUCUGUUGAGGGAAAGUUCCUUCACUUCAUUUCCUAGAUUUGUCAAGAAACAAGUUACAGGGUAACAUUCCAAAAUGCUUGUGUGAGAAUCUCCAUGUCAAAGAGCUCUCUUUGUCCAACAACAUUCUCAUUGGAAAGAUUAACGCAUGCUUGAGAAAUAUGACUUCACUUGAAUAUCUAGAUCUUUCUUAUAAUAGUUUCAAUGCUUCUUUUUCAGUUUCCCACUUUGCAAAUUUAUCGAGGUUAAGUUACCUCGACAUAUCAUGGAAUUUCUUGGAAGUUGAAACUGAGUCCAUAACUCGGGUUCCAUCUUUCAAUCUCUCCGUGCUAAAUUUAGUUGCUUGUAACCUCAAGAUCAUCCCCAGCUUCAUCUCCUCACAGAGGCACUUGAAAUCACUAGAUUUAUCAUACAAUUCAUUGGCCGGGGAGAUUCCUUCAUGGGUGAUUGACAAUGUCUCUAAAGAAUUGCAGCUAAGAGGAAAUGGUUUCAUAGGACCAUUUCCUAAGUCCUUUCAGAACAGUUCACAGCUUAGUGAACUUGACAUCUCUGAUAAUUUUUUAUCAGGGUCAUUUCCUGGAGAUAUUGGUCUCAAUUUUCCAGAAUUGCUCCAUCUAAAUGCUUCCUGGAAUAAUUUUAGCGGCAGGCUUCCUCCAUCCUUUGUUAGAAUGAAACAGCUUCUGUUUCUGGAACUAUCAGGCAAUCAAUUCCAUGGAGAAAUCCCUUGUGGCAUGACAAGCAAUGUGAGCUCUUUUGAAUAUUUGGGAUUAUCUAGAAACAACUUGACAGGAGACGCACUUCCAAAAAAUUCCAGCUUGCCUAAGUUGAGGUGGCUUUAUCUUCACAGAAAUCACUUCACUGGAAACUUCCCACAUAGCCUGUCAAAGAGCAUGGAUUUGCUGCUUGUUGACAUUCGAGACACUGACAUGUCAGGUGAGCUUUCAUCAUACUUGCAUGUUCUCCCUCAAAUAAGAGUGCUCCUCCUUGGAGGAAACAAUUUUGAAGGGGAAAUACCACAGCAACUAUGCCAGAUGAGACGUUUGCAUCUUUUAGACCUUUCAAGGAAUAAUCUUCACGGUGGCAUUCCGAAGUGUAUUGACAAUAUUACUUCCUGGACAGAUGAGACACUUGGUCUCAACUUUCCAUGGCGCCCUUGGACUACAUUUGAAUUCAUUACCAAAGGUCAGUCAUAUACAUAUAGUGGAAGCAUUGCCUCCUACAUGCUUGGUAUAGAUAUGUCCUUCAACAGAUUGACAGGGACAAUCCCUCUCGAAAUGACACAACUGGGUAUGAUUCAUAGCCUGAACCUGUCCAACAACCUUCUCACAGGUCAAAUUCCGGCAACCUUAGAAAACAUGAGCAACUUAGGAUCCCUAGAUCUUUCCAGAAACAUUCUCUCUGGCAAAGUACCCCAAGAACUACCAUCUCUUUUCAGUCUGGCGGUUCUUAAUCUUUCUUUCAACAAUCUGUCAGGCAGGGUACCAUUUGAAGGAGUAUUCGCAGCAUUUGAUAAAUCUUCUUACUUGGGAAAUCCUGGUCUUUGUGGCCUACCACUGGAUAAGAAGUGUGAUGAAGUUCUAGAGAAGUCAUCCUUUUUGUUCCCAAAUAAGGCCACUACAUACACUUUACUACUACCGUUUUUAUGUGCCAUUCUUCUUCUUUUUUUAGAAUAAAUGUGUUUGUUUGAUUUUUAGAUCUAUUUUUUAAGCCUUUCCCUUUACCAAUUCUCCUUGUAGAAGAAAAGGAUGCACGUUCAUGAAAGAAAGUAUCGUGUAAGCUUGAACAAUCUCAGUAGAAAAAAGAGUGUCAUAAAAAGGGUCUUCUUUU
Rubroshorea leprosula is the source of this 1947-nucleotide messenger RNA. NCBI's taxonomy places the organism in Eukaryota, Viridiplantae, Streptophyta, Magnoliopsida, Malvales, Dipterocarpaceae. The record is from the annotation of a GenBank genome assembly.